Molecule: messenger RNA, 1014 nt
Organism: Desarmillaria tabescens
Lineage: Eukaryota; Fungi; Basidiomycota; Agaricomycetes; Agaricales; Physalacriaceae
Product: terpenoid synthase
Exons: 5
Coding region: 1-1014 (337 amino acids)
Source: RefSeq, a predicted model, not a curated record
AUGAGUUCUGGAUCCGACCUCAUAGUUAUUCGCCUUCCGGACACUCUGGUCUAUUGGCCAUGGUCUCGCAGAAUCAAUUCUCAUUAUGAGGAAGUGAAGAGGGAAUCAGGUACUUGGUUCUGUUCCUUCAGAGCGUUUGGACCGGAAGUGAAGAGUGCAUUUGAUCGUUGUGACUUCAAACAUCUUCGCACCGUAUGCGACAUGAUGAAUUUGUUUUUCGUUUUCGACGAGUACACCGACAACGCUACUCCUGAAGUUGUCCGCCAAUACGCAGACAUCGUAAUGCACGCAAUCAGGAACCCGACUAAACCUCGACCCAAGGAUGAGGUAAUUCUUGGGGUCGUUGCACAGGAGUUUUGGGCGCUUGGCAUCAAGUCGGCAAGCCGGACCUCCCGGGAACGUUUCGUCGAAAGCUUUGGACAUUAUACAGAUUCUGUCGUCCAACAAGCAAAGGAUCGCCAUCAUCGCUAUAUUCGGAAUAUUGAAGAUUAUUUCGACGUCCGUCGUCUUACCAUCGGCGCUUACCCACCAUAUGCAAUGCUAGAGCUAGGGUAUGGCUUGCCUGACGAGGUGUUCUACCACCCAACCGUCGUUUCUCUGCGAAAUUUGAGCUGUGACCUGCUAAUCAUGGAUAAUGACCUUGCUUCGUACAAUAAGGAGCAAGCGCUUGAAGAGCAUCCUCAUAACAUCAUCGCUUCUGUCAUGAACGAGCUGAGCUGUGAUCUCGGCCAGGCUUUAUCGUGGGUAGAAGAACACUAUCGCUCGAUCAGAGCCCAAUUUUUGACGCUGUGGACGAAGAUACCGUCCUGGGGACCUGAAAUCGAUGAUCUUGCAUCCCGCUAUCUACACGGCAUUGGGAAUUGGGUCCGGGCAGAUUAUUGCUGGUGUUUUGAGAGCGAGAGGUACUUUGGAUCAAAUGGUAGAGCCGUUCAAAAGCACAGGUUGGUUACUCUGAUGCCCAAGCAACUUUCGGCGAGCGAACCGCUUCUCAUACACGCAUACCAUUCUGCUUAG